UCCAACAAGAGCUAUGACGCAGCCGUGGUGUAUGCUGGGAUAGCAGGCGGUGGAGGUCAGAGAAUAUCCAAAAUGUCGGCUGCUUGCCUCUCGUCCUUGAGCCGCUGUGGGGUUUUGUCGUUCCGCUCGCCCGCAGGACUGGCGGCGGUGCGGUAUGCCCAGACAGCGGCGGCUCCAGCAGCUGAGCCCAGAAUAAAGAAGUUCCAGAUUUACAGAUGGGACCCCGACACUCCAGGGGACAAACCCCGCAUGCAGACCUACGACAUCAACCUCAACACAUGUGGCCCGAUGGUUCUUGACGCCCUGAUCAAGAUCAAAAAUGAAAUGGACCCGACCCUGACCUUCCGCCGCUCCUGCAGAGAAGGUAUUUGUGGAUCCUGUGCAAUGAACAUUAAUGGAGGAAACACACUUGCCUGUCUCAACAAGAUCGACAGCAACACUAGCAAGCCCUCUAAGAUUUACCCUCUGCCACACAUGUAUGUGGUGAAGGACCUCGUACCUGACAUGAGUAACUUCUACGCCCAGUACAAGUCCAUCGAGCCCUACCUGAAGAAGAAGGAUGAGUCCAACGAAGGGAAGGAGCAGUACCUGCAGACCGUGGAGGACAGACAGAAACUGGACGGGCUGUACGAGUGUAUCCUGUGCGCCUGCUGCAGCACCAGCUGCCCCAGCUACUGGUGGAACGGAGACAAAUACCUCGGCCCCGCUGUGCUCAUGCAGGCGUACCGUUGGAUGAUCGACUCCCGAGACGAGUUCACGGAGGAACGUCUGGCCAAGCUGCAGGAUCCUUUCUCCCUCUACCGCUGCCACACCAUCAUGAACUGCACCAAGACCUGCCCCAAGGGUCUGAACCCAGGAAAAGCGAUAGCUGAGAUCAAGAAGAUGAUGGCCACAUACAAGGAGAAGAAGGCGGUCGCCGUCUGAAACCUCAGUUCUCCUCUUGUAAUCUUUCCCUCCAUGAUAACAUUAUAUAUUGAUUUUGAAUAAAAAAUGCUUUUUGAGGUCUGAAGGGCCAGUACACCAAUCUGCUCCACCGCCACACUCCACAGACUGCACUCUGCUCUAAUGGUGUGUGUGUGUGUGUGUGGUUGGAGGACUUGGUGUUAAUGAAACGCACAUAUACAGUAUGAAUGCACGAGAGAGUGUGUGUCUGAGUCUUACAUGUAUCAUAACAGAGGUAUUUAUAUCUUCAACGCUACUGUAUUUGUGUUUGAGCAUUUGGGGCGACUUGCUGCUGCACAUCAAAGAAAAAGGAGGGGUUUUGUUCUGUAAACAUUUUUUUGCUUGCUUUUCAGCUUAGCAGCACUUCAGAGAGAUACAGUAUAUCAUGUUCCCUCAGAUCUUCCAACAUACCAACAACAGUCCUUUUUUUGAUGGAAAUUAAACCGUUUAAAUGCC
Messenger RNA from Trematomus bernacchii (emerald rockcod), 1398 nucleotides. It is a transcript of the gene sdhb, whose product is annotated as succinate dehydrogenase complex, subunit B, iron sulfur (Ip). The transcript has 8 exons. The record is from RefSeq and is a predicted model, not a curated record. NCBI's taxonomy places the organism in Eukaryota, Metazoa, Chordata, Actinopteri, Perciformes, Nototheniidae. Gene Ontology annotation, molecular function: electron transfer activity; 2 iron, 2 sulfur cluster binding. Gene Ontology annotation, biological process: tricarboxylic acid cycle; aerobic respiration; respiratory electron transport chain. Gene Ontology annotation, cellular component: mitochondrial membrane. The coding region runs from base 73 to 924 and encodes 283 amino acids.